Bufo bufo (common toad) is the source of this 3407-nucleotide messenger RNA. RefSeq names its product kinesin family member 5A (gene KIF5A). Gene Ontology annotation, biological process: microtubule-based movement. The coding region runs from base 1 to 3096 and encodes 1031 amino acids. Gene Ontology annotation, molecular function: microtubule motor activity; microtubule binding; ATP binding. The record is from RefSeq and is a predicted model, not a curated record. Lineage: Eukaryota; Metazoa; Chordata; Amphibia; Anura; Bufonidae. The transcript has 30 exons.
AUGGUCGAGACCAACGAGUGCAGCAUCAAGGUCCUGUGCAGAUUUCGCCCCCUGAACCAUUCGGAGGUGCAGAGAGGGGACAAGUUCCUGCCCGUGUUCCAGGGCGAUGACGGCGUGGUCCUGGGGCAGGGAAAACCUUAUGUUUUUGAUCGAGUGUUUCCACCAAAUACGACUCAGGAGCAAGUCUACCAUGCCUGUGCUAUGCAAAUUGUUAAAGAUGUGCUGGCCGGAUAUAAUGGAACUAUUUUUGCCUAUGGGCAGACAGCUUCUGGAAAGACCCAUACCAUGGAGGGUAAGCUUCAUGAUCCCCAAAUGAUGGGAAUAAUACCCAGAAUCGCCAGGGAUAUUUUCAACCACAUCUAUGCCAUGGAUGAGAACUUGGAAUUCCACAUUAAGGUUUCCUACUUUGAGAUUUACCUGGAUAAAAUUAGAGACCUGCUAGAUGUGUCUAAAACAAACCUCUCCGUGCAUGAAGACAAGAACCGCGUUCCAUUUGUCAAGGGCUGUACUGAGCGUUUUGUGUCCAGUCCUGAGGAAAUCCUAGAUGUGAUUGAUGAAGGAAAGUCCAACCGCCAUGUCGCUGUCACAAACAUGAAUGAGCACAGUUCCCGUAGUCACAGCAUCUUCCUCAUCAAUAUCAAGCAGGAGAAUGUGGAGACGGAGCAGAAGCUGAGUGGAAAGUUGUAUUUGGUUGACUUAGCUGGCAGUGAGAAGGUCAGUAAAACUGGAGCUGAAGGGGCAGUGCUGGAUGAAGCCAAGAACAUAAAUAAGUCGCUAUCUGCCCUGGGAAAUGUAAUUUCUUCUCUGGCAGAAGGAACGAAAGGAUACGUUCCCUACAGAGACAGCAAGAUGACUCGAAUCCUGCAAGACUCUUUGGGUGGAAACUGUAGAACAACCAUGUUUAUCUGCUGCUCUCCCUCAAGCUAUAAUGAUGCAGAGACCAAGUCAACUCUUAUGUUUGGCCAGAGAGCCAAGACCAUCAAGAACACUGCAUCUGUCAACCUGGAGCUGACAGCAGAGCAGUGGAAGAAGAAGUAUGAAAAGGAGAAGGAGAAGAACAAGAAUAUGAAGGAAACAAUUCAGAAGCUGGAGGCUGAACUGGCUCGCUGGAGGAAUGGAGAGAAUGUACCUGAGACAGAGCAGCUGAGUGAUGGUGAGCAGAUUAUCCUGGAAACCUGUGACGAGACACCGGUUACUGAUGACAACUCCUCCAUUGUGAUCAGGAUCUCGGAAGAAGAGAGGAGGAAGUACGAGGAGGAGAUCCGUAAGAUGUAUAAGCAGCUGGAUGACAAGGAUGAUGAUAUCAACCAGCAGAGUCAGUUAGUAGAAAAACUCAAGCAGCAAAUGCUGGAUCAAGAAGAGCUCUUAGUUUCCACCCGGGGAGACAAUGACAAGGUGCAAAUGGAACUAAGCCGCUUACAGUCCGAGAAUGAUUGCGCCAAGGAAGAAGUGAAAGAAGUUCUGCAGGCUCUGGAGGAGCUGGCUGUAAACUACGACCAAAAAUCCCAGGAAGUGGAGGACAAAACUUUGCAGAACAAGAUACUUGCUGAUGAACUGUCCCAGAAAGUUGCCACUCUCCUGUCUCUGGAAAGUGAUCUCCAUCGCCUGCAGGAGUUUAGCACCCAUCAGCGUAAGAGAAUUGCGGAAGUUCUGAAUGGCCUCAUGAAAGAUCUUAGUGAAUUCAGUGUCAUAGUAGGCAAUGGAGAAUUUAAGUUGCCUGUGGAGAUAAGUGGGGCCAUAGAGGAAGAGUUUACAGUGGCACGUCUCUAUAUCAGUAAGAUCAAAUCUGAGGUGAAGUCAGUGGUGAAACGAUGCCGCCAACUGGAGAACCUUCAGGUUGAAUGUCACCGUAAGAUGGAAGUGACAGGACGUGAGCUGUCCUCCUGCCAGCUGCUGAUAUCACAGCAUGAGGCCAAGAUCAGGUCUCUGACUGAAUACAUGCACAGCGUAGAGCUGAAGAAACGCCAACUGGAAGAGUCCUACGAUACACUGAGCGAGGAGCUGGCCAAGAUGCAGGCUCAAGAAAAUGUGACAGACGUAUCAGCAAAGGAUAAGGAACAGGAUGAGGUGGAAGCCAUUGAGGUGAAGAAGGUCCUGGAGAUGCAGAUGGAAAGCCAUCGUGAGGCCCAUCACAAGCAGCUGGCUCGUCUCCGGGAUGAGAUUAAUGAGAAACAGAAGAUCAUUGAUGAGCUAAAGGAUCUGAACCAGAAGCUGCAGCUGGAGCUUGAGAAGCUGAGAGCCGAUUAUGAGAAGCUGAAGAGUGAGGAACACGAGAAGAGCCACAAACUGCAGGAGCUGACAUUUCUGUACGAGAAGCACGAACAGUCCAAACAGGACCUCAAAGGGCUUGAGGAGACUGUUGCCCGUGAACUCCAGACCCUCCAUAAUCUUCGGAAGCUUUUUGUUCAAGACGUCACAUCUCGAGUCAAGAAAAGUGCUGAAAUGGAACCCGAGGAUAGUGGGGGGAUUCAUUCCCAGAAACAGAAGAUUUCCUUUCUUGAGAACAACCUGGAGCAACUUACAAAGGUUCACAAACAGUUGGUUCGUGACAAUGCAGAUCUUCGUUGUGAGCUUCCUAAACUGGAAAAACGUCUUCGGGCUACGGCUGAGAGAGUUAAGGCCCUGGAGGGUGCACUGAAAGAGGCCAAGGAAGGGGCUAUGAAGGACAAGAGAAGGUAUCAGCAAGAGGUGGACCGCAUCAAGGAGGCUGUACGCUACAAGACUACAGUGAAGCGCACACACACUGCACAGAUUGCCAAGCCAAUUAGGCCUGGACACUACCCUGCCUCCUCCCCUACUAAUUCCUAUGGAGUCCGCAAUUCUGACUCAUUAAGUUACACUAAUAACAUCUUUCAGCAAUACCAAAAUAUGUAUAUGCAUUCAUCCAGCCCCACCAAUGACACAUUUUUCACCAACCCAUGUUCCACUGCAAGAAGCAGUUCUUCUACUAGCAGCUUGCUUCCCUACCAGAAGAUGAAUGUGGACAAUGGCAAUACUACAGACAUCAAUGAUAACCGAAGUGAUUUGCCAUGCGGCUGUGAGGCGGAUGAACAGUCACAGUUAUUUCCCCUUCACCAGGAGACUGCAGCCAGCUAAUAACAGGGUUCACUAGAUAGGUCUUUUCACCUGCACUUCCAGUCUCCAAAGGAACUGAAGCUUAUUCCCAGCAUGCUGCAAGUUAGCUUCCUGUGGCCUCUGCUGCCAACCAUUAUCUCCCCUGUAUGACUCUAGCUCAAUGUCUUUCUACUGUGCUCUGUUAACGUACUGUAUACUAACAGCUGCUAAUGUUUACUCUACACCUUUGCAAUGCACUCAAUGAUGUACCCACUUGUGUUUUCAACUCAGUCCUCUAAAUGAACUUAAUGUAUACCUGUCAAAUCACACACCGUGUUAUUUACCUGGGGUUA